Lycium ferocissimum is the source of this 919-nucleotide messenger RNA. RefSeq names its product ras-related protein RABD1. NCBI's taxonomy places the organism in Eukaryota, Viridiplantae, Streptophyta, Magnoliopsida, Solanales, Solanaceae. The transcript is spliced from 8 exons. Gene Ontology annotation, molecular function: GTP binding; GTPase activity. The record is from RefSeq and is a predicted model, not a curated record. Bases 99 to 707 code for a protein of 202 amino acids.
ACAUAGAAAACACACAGACAGAAAGCCUCUCACUUCUCAAAAGCCAAAAAAAAACCUUUUUUUCUCCAUACCCAAAAAAAGAGAAGAAAGAAGCAAACAUGAGCAACGAAUACGAUUACUUGUUCAAACUGUUGUUAAUCGGCGAUUCUUCUGUCGGCAAAUCGUGUCUUUUACUCAGAUUCGCUGAUGAUUCGUAUGUUGACAGUUACAUUAGCACCAUCGGGGUUGAUUUCAAAAUUAGGACGGUGGAGCAGGAUGGAAAGACAAUCAAGCUGCAAAUUUGGGAUACUGCUGGCCAGGAGCGGUUCCGGACUAUAACAAGCAGUUACUAUCGGGGUGCACAUGGGAUUAUUAUUGUUUAUGAUGUAACUGAAAUGGAGAGCUUCAACAACGUCAAGCAAUGGCUGAAUGAAAUUGACAGAUAUGCAAAUGAGAAUGUUUGCAAGCUUCUGGUGGGAAACAAAUGUGAUUUGGUAGAAAACAAGGUCGUGGACACACAGACAGGAAAGGCUUUGGCAGAUGAGCUAGGCAUCCCUUUCCUUGAGACGAGUGCAAAAGACUCCAUUAAUGUGGAGCAGGCUUUCUUAACGAUGGCUGGAGAGAUCAAGAAGAAAAUGGGUAACCAACCAGCUGGAACCAAUAAGACAGGUAGCACUGUUCAAAUCAAGGGACAACCAAUUGAGCAGAAGGGCAACUGUUGUGGCUAACUGCUGAUGCUGUAUCCCUCUGUUCCAAUUGCAAAAUGUCGAACAGAUUGUAACUAAACAUAUGUUUACUAGAAUGUCCUGUGAAUCUUCCCGUUAGUUGAAGUAUCUUUCUAACUUUGCUUCAUGUCGUUAUGUGAAAGUUGCCUGGCCUGAAACUAUAAGUCGAUUGCAUAACAGUAAGAGGCAAAUCUGAUGAGUUUCACUUUUAUGCA